Orycteropus afer afer is the source of this 678-nucleotide messenger RNA. It is a transcript of the gene DNAJC4, whose product is annotated as DnaJ heat shock protein family (Hsp40) member C4. The record is from RefSeq and is a predicted model, not a curated record. The coding region runs from base 1 to 678 and encodes 225 amino acids. The transcript is spliced from 6 exons. NCBI's taxonomy places the organism in Eukaryota, Metazoa, Chordata, Mammalia, Tubulidentata, Orycteropodidae.
AUGCCGUGCGUGUUGCCCCUGCUGUCCCUGCGUCUGGGCCGCCUGUGGCCCCGCAGCCCUCCCACCCGGCUCCUCGGAACGGCCGCCGGGCAGCGCCCUGAAGAAGUUAAACGAGCUUUCUUCACCAAGUCCAAAGAGCUGCACCCCGACCGGGACCCUGGGAACCCGGCCCUGCACAACCGCUUUGUGGAGCUGAGUGAGGCAUACCACGUGCUCAGCCAUGAGCACAGCCGCCGCAACUACGACCACCUGCUCCGUUCGGUGAGGCCCCCAAAGUCUCCAGGAACGGCAGCCCAUCCUAGACCGGCCCAGCAAGCACGCAGCUCCUGGGAGCCCCCCAAUGCACAGUACUGGGCCCAGUUCCAUGCUGUGAGGCCGCAGGGGCCUGAGGCGCGGAAACAGCAACAGAGACGCAACCAGCAGGUGCUGGGGUACUGCGUCCUGUUCAUGCUGGCGGGCAUGGGCCUGCAUUACAUCGCCUUCAGGAAGCUGCAGCAGGUGCAUCGGAGCUUCAUGGACGAAAAGGACCGGCUCAUCACUGCCAUCUACAAUGACACGCGGGCCCGGGCCAGGGCCAACAGAGACAGACUCCAGCAGGAGCGACUACAGAAACAGCAGUUGCCCUUGCCAGGGUCUCCCCAGAGCCCUGGGAUCGUUACUCCUGGCGCUGACCCCUGA